UCGUACAUCGUUUACUUGGGAUCUCACUCUCAUGGCCCUGAAAUCUCUCCCUUGGCUCUCGCACGCGUAGCUGAAUCACAUUAUGCAUUGCUCGGAUCCUUUUUGGGAAGGCAACAGAUAUAUGACUCCAUCUUUUUCUUUGUGCCUUUGCCUAUAAUCUUAAUGUUUGAUAUAAUCCUCAUGCAUCUUAACAGUCAUGAGAACGCUAAAGACGCAAUCUUUUACUCCUACAAGAGACACAACAAUGGCUUUGCAGCCAUUCUUGGAGAAGAAGCAAUUCAAGUCUCUCUUUCUCUUUUGAAGCAUCCGAGUGUGAUCAAUGUGUUUCAAGACAAAGACAAGAAGCUGCACACAACACAUUCAUGGGACUUCAUGCAGUUGGAGAAGGACGGUGUGAUCCCUACAAGUUCCUUGUGGUCAAAAGCAAGAUUUGGUGAAGACACAAUCAUCGGCAACCUUGGCACUGUUUGUACCUUUGCCUAUAUUCUUAGGCAUCAAGUGUUUGGUUCGAAUCCCAAAGCUUUAGCUCAGAUGGACUGA
Messenger RNA from Thlaspi arvense, 540 nucleotides. Lineage: Eukaryota; Viridiplantae; Streptophyta; Magnoliopsida; Brassicales; Brassicaceae. The record is from the annotation of a GenBank genome assembly.